Messenger RNA from Lagenorhynchus albirostris (white-beaked dolphin), 962 nucleotides. RefSeq names its product intraflagellar transport associated protein (gene IFTAP). Gene Ontology annotation, biological process: acrosome reaction; spermatogenesis. The coding region runs from base 155 to 883 and encodes 242 amino acids. The transcript is spliced from 7 exons. NCBI's taxonomy places the organism in Eukaryota, Metazoa, Chordata, Mammalia, Artiodactyla, Delphinidae. Gene Ontology annotation, cellular component: cytosol; 9+0 non-motile cilium. Gene Ontology annotation, molecular function: intraciliary transport particle A binding. The record is from RefSeq and is a predicted model, not a curated record.
GUAAAACUAGGGAAGAAGAGGUGAGAAUGGCUGACGCAGACCCAACAUCUAGGUUACGGGAAAGCUGCGGCACCGGGAGCGGCGUCAGGCUACCCCCGCCCGGGUGUUGUUGGAGCGUCUCCUGGGGACUCUUAUUAACAGAGAAAGUGGCUUCAUGAAUAGGAAUGCCUGCCAGAUACCAGGAUUGGAGGUGAUGGAUGAAGAUUGGCACAUUGAAGAAGUCUUGGAUAAGUUUGUGAAUUGUCACGAGCAAACAUAUGAAGAAUUUCUGAGCACUUUCACUCAUCUUUCAAAAGAUAAUGUGACCAAAAGAGGAGCCUUUGGAACCAAUUCUUCAGAAAACAAUUUUCCUUCAGUAAAAUUUACUCAGAGAAAUGAACCAAAUGAUCACCAUCUUAGCAAUAAAGCCAUCUUUCUUCGUACUUCGUCACAGUGUUCAGAAGAGGAACAGAUAGUGAUGGAUGAAGGCCAAAAAGUUGGCAGUUCCUUUCAGGGUGAUCUGAAUCGGGCAGGAAAGGUGAAGGUAGACAACUUCCUUGAUUUAGAAGAUUUGGACUUGGAUGAAGAGAUUAAGCCCCAAAUGAAUUUGCUGCUGCUUCCAGGAGAGGUGGAGCAGGACAGGAGGAUGAGUGUUCCUUCUUACCUUCCUUCCGUGGCCCAGCCUCUUACCUCUGGAGUGAAGCCAAGGCCCACUGGAAAAGGAGCAGGGGAACAAAGGGAAGAGAUAGUCGGAGGUGAAGUUCGGCCCUUCUCACUUGAUGAAGAAUUUGAUUAUGACGCUGUGAUGCUAACCCCCAAGUUCACUCCUGCAGAGGUAGAUACCAUCAAAGAGCUAUGCAAGCAAAGGAGAAAGAGCACAGACUUAGAGAAACCCCGGGACUGAUCCACCAAGACAUCUUCGUGUUUAUUUUUAUUUUGUUCUUAUUCGAGCGACAUUAGAAUAAAAUAUAUACCUACUAUAA